CUUUGCUGGCCGUCGUAAAAGAUGCCAUCCAUCAGGCAUUCGACGCUCCACAUCGGCAACUGGGCGAUGACCUGGCUGCAGGCCUUCCUCACUGCCGUCUCGCACAACCGGCCUUUCCAUCGCCCGCUCGGCCGGCACGAAUCGCAGGUCGCCGGCGCCAGCUUCCUGCGAUGCCUGCCCGGUGUGGGCUCGCCAUUUGACACGCCAAGGGAGGCGGCUAUGCCACGCGUGCCGUCAGCGCGCCUGAUGUCGACAAACGUAUUGAGUGGCAGCGGCUGCUGCGAGUCGGAUCAACAAUACCGCAGUUUACUGCGGAUGCAAAAAAUCGGUGCGUGGGCCAUGCAGCGUGCGCUCGAGUGCUACAACCGCACCCGUGUGCCUGCGGCUGCGCAGGCGGCGAUCCUUCACUUUCGCUGCUCGGACGCGCCCUUCAGCCGCCACACGGCCUACCACUUUUUGCGCUACUCGGGCUGGCGGCUGCAGAUUGACCGCCUGCUCGCCGCGGGCAAGCUGCAGGCGGGUGAUGCGCUGCACGUGGUCGGCUGCUUUCACCACGAGUCGGAGACGUUUUGGGAGGCGGCGUACGCAACGCGCUUCUCGGUCGAGGCCCAGUGCCGCGCAUACGCGGAGCACCUCGUGCGCCACCUCGCAAACUCGACUCCGCUCGCGCCCUCGCUGCACGAAUGCGAGCACGGCAUGGUGGACGAGUUUGUCGCGAUGCUGCGCGCACCGGCGGUCCUCUCCGCCGCCAGCUCGAUGUCCUUCGUCGCAGGCUACUUUGGCCGUGCGGGCACCUCGGGCGCCUUCCAAGCGGCCAGCCUUCUGGUCGAGGCGAGGAGCGGGCUGGCCGCAACCUCGAGCUGCAAGAACAAGCCGACCUGCCCCGAGGCUGCCACGGCCCUGUCGGGGCCGGCCGGGCAGCUUCCGCCUAACGUCUCGGGCGUCGUGGUGACCAGCGCCGGCGGCGCGGGCACCACCUCCCUCCUGCUCGCCCUCCGGCUCGCCGGGCUGCCGACCAACACAGUCGACGGGAGUGACGGCCUCAAGCACAUGCGCGCGGCGAGGAGCGGGGUCCGCCUACGCCGCGCGCCGCUCCCUCUCGGCACGCGGCCGCUGCUCCUCUUUCUGUACGACGACCCGGUCCGCGCCACUCUCUCCUUUGCGCGCCGCGGCUGGGCCAACUUCCAGGCCUUUCGCCUCGAGGCGGGCGGCGCCCGGUUUCCAAAGCCGCUGCAGAACCACCGCUGCGUCGCCGCCGCGAAGCGUGAGUUCAUCGACGACCAGAGGCGGCGGCGCGAGGCGGAGCCGUCCACCUCCGCCGGCAGCGAGAGCGGGCGCGGCAGCUCGGAGGCGGGCGAGGCUUCCCUGAGCCUCGGAGGCCAUUUCGUAGGCAACGAGAGCGUGCGCAGCUGCUCAGAGACAGUGGCGCUGCGCGGGCUCAGCUCGCCGGGCGCGGCGGAGGAUUGGAUCGGGCUCGAGCGCCACUGGGACGAGUGGGUGGCGGCGGCGUGCGCGGGCCGGCUGCGCGGCAGCGGAGGAGGGCCGCCGCUCGGCGCCGUCUUUGCGCGGAGCAGCUCGUUGUGGGCGCGCGCGGCGGAGCUCGAGGCGCUGGUUGGUUGCACGGCCGGCACCCUGCCGCCGGGUUUGCGGCGUCCGCGGGCGGCGCCUCCCUUCCCGGUGGGCGACGGCAGCGCGGCAUCACUCGCCGCCGUCGCCGCGCUCAACGCCACGUUCGCCUCGCUCCGAGGCAAGCAGGCGGCGCUGGGCGACAUCGUGCUUCUCGGCCCGGGGAAUGCGUCGGCGGCGGCCUGCCGCGCCGCGCUCGCAGGAGCCGGGGCGCCACCGCCACAGCGCCGCCUCGCGCCGCCGCAACCGGCCGCCGCUCGACGUUUGCGCAGCGCGUCGCCCAGCCCGCCGCCCUCGCCCGGCCCGCACGCCACCGGCCAGCUCGAGGGGCGCGGCGCCGUCUGUUUGGUUGGGUUCCUCCGGACGUUUGCUUCGCCGCCCGUGUACGUGGGCAUCGCCAGGGCCGCACGCGCGCUGGGCGACGUCGAUGUCUUUGCGGUCGUCGCCAAUGGGGCCGGCGACACCGCCAAAGGGCAGGCCGGGGCGGUGCCAUCCGAGCAGGUUGCCGCGGCGCGGGCGCACUUGCAGCCCAGGGAGUGGGUCACUGCGCAGCCAGAGAUGGCUCUGCCAGCCGCGUGCCCUAACUGCCUCGGCCAGCUGGCCAAGUUUGAGCAGUGCAUGGCGCUCGUGCGGUCGGCGGAGCGUCGGGACGGCGGCCGCUACACGUGGGUGGUCAAGAUGCGGCCGGAUUGCGUCCCCUGUGGCGACGUGCCGCCCGUCGCCAGCUUGCGGCGGCCCGCAGACAACGUGGCGCUCGCCGCGGGCGGCGACUUGUUUGUGCUCUACCCACGCCCACUGGCGGAGGCCGUCGCGAGCGGCUGGCGGCGGGUGGACUGCCGGCGGCACCACCGUGUGUUUGGCGGCAACCUUACGGGGUGCAACCACGUCGCAGAGGCGGCGCUCCGCGCCGCCGGAGGGCAGUCGCGGACCACGGGCCAGUUUGACUGCGACAUUGUGCGCACCGCGGAGGGAGCCCGCUCCAUGUUUCAGUUUGGAAAGUACGCCCUCCACGGCGCGCUGUGGGGCGACGUGGAGGGGUGGACGCCCAACCGGACCCUGUACAAGGGAUCCGGCGUCGUCGCGGCGACGGCUACGCGCUUCUGCGGCAGGGAGUGGGGCGGGAGGUACGUGUCAGCCCGCAGUACAUUCACAUAG
Messenger RNA from Emiliania huxleyi CCMP1516, 2781 nucleotides. RefSeq lists its product as hypothetical. The transcript has 3 exons. The record is from RefSeq and is a predicted model, not a curated record. Lineage: Eukaryota; Haptophyta; Isochrysidales; Noelaerhabdaceae. Bases 22 to 2781 code for a protein of 919 amino acids.